Sphaerodactylus townsendi is the source of this 2790-nucleotide messenger RNA. It is a transcript of the gene MTIF2, whose product is annotated as mitochondrial translational initiation factor 2. Gene Ontology annotation, biological process: translational initiation. Gene Ontology annotation, molecular function: GTPase activity; translation initiation factor activity; GTP binding. The record is from RefSeq and is a predicted model, not a curated record. The transcript is spliced from 14 exons. Lineage: Eukaryota; Metazoa; Chordata; Lepidosauria; Squamata; Sphaerodactylidae. The coding region runs from base 265 to 2484 and encodes 739 amino acids.
ACCGGAAGCGAGGAGUGAGAGAUAAUUCGAAGAAGGGAAACCGGAAACCGGGCGUGAAAGAAAUACGCGCCCUUGCCUAACGACCUACCUGAAGCCACGGCUGACGGGUUGACAGUGGACGGAAACGAGCGCGCACGCGCAGUCGCUCUGAAAGUGGGAUUUGAAAGAGGGCGUGAACAGGCGGCGAGCGCGCGCCACCCAGCGGUCGGGCGGUGGCAGAACUGUAAAAAGGCAAGAGAAGGGGAUGCGACUGCUUGCCUUUCUAUGCUUUUUUCCUGCCCCCGUGACCGGACACGAGAAAAAAUGAACUGGCGGGUGAUGCUGACAGUGGAGAAUGUGGCUUAUUUGCAUCGAGCUUGCAAACAGCUUCAUUCUCUGUCUUAUGGAAAAGUUCACAGAACACAAUGGAAGCCUGUACUAUCAUCUGCCUACCCCAUGUGCCCGGUUCAGCUGCACCCGCGUCUCUGGCAGCCAGACACCAGUCCACAAGCCAGGCUUUUAACUACCAAGGAGAGAAAGAAGUCUGCAAAGAAGAAACCUCAACAGAUAAAACCAAAAGAGGAGAAGCAGGAGGUUGAGAUAAUGAAUGAGAUGACUGUGGCAGCCCUUGCAAAAGCCAUGCAUAAAGACAUAGAUCACAUAUACGAAGCUCUGUUAAACGUGGACAUUAAUUUAGAUGCACUAGAACCAGACUCGGUCUUAAGCGAAAUGUGGAUCAAGCACAUUAUUAAGAAAUCUGGCAUGAAACCUAAAUGGGCCAAGUUAAAAGAGGAAAAAGUAAAAGAAAAUAAAGAUGCUGCGAGGAGGCCUCCCGCAGAUCCGGCUUUAUUAACUCCAAAGCCUCCAGUUGUUACCAUACUGGGCCAUGUUGACCACGGGAAAACAACUCUUCUUGACAGCCUGCGAAAAACUCAGGUGGCUGCAAUGGAGGCAGGAGGCAUCACCCAGCAUAUUGGUGCUUUUCUAGUGCAUUUGCCUUCUGGGGAAAAGAUAGCUUUUCUGGAUACUCCUGGCCAUGCUGCAUUUUCAGCCAUGAGAGCAAGAGGUACUCAUGUCACUGAUAUAGUCAUAUUGGUGGUAGCAGCAGAAGAUGGAGUAAUGAAGCAGACUGAGGAAUCUAUUCAACAUGCUAAAAAUGCCAAAGUUCCGAUUAUUGUUGCCAUCAACAAGUGUGACAAGCCUGAAGCUGAUCCUGACAGAGUGAAGAAAGAGCUGCUGGCUCAUGAUGUGGUUUGUGAAGACUACGGAGGAGAUGUUCAGACUAUCAACAUCUCAGCAUUGAAGGGUGACAACUUGAUGGCUCUGGCAGAGGCAACAGUCACACUUGCUGAAGUGUUGGAACUGAAGGCAGACUUCACGGGCCUUGUAGAAGGUACCAUCAUAGAAUCUUCCGUGGACAAAGGAAAGGGUCCAGUGACCACAGCUGUUAUCCAAAGAGGAACUCUGAGAAAGGGCUGUAUUUUGGUCGCGGGAAAAAGCUGGGCAAAAGUGCGCCUGAUGUUUGAUGAAAACGGCAAGGCGAUGGAAGCCGCCUCCCCAGGCAUGCCAGUGCAGAUUGCAGGAUGGAAGGAGGUUCCCCCAGCAGGAGAGGUCAUCCUUGAAGUCGAGUCUGAGCAAAGAGCUCGUGAAGUUGUUGAUUGGAGAAUCUAUGCUGAACAACAAGAAAAAAUGAAGAAGGAUCUUGAGGUCAUAGAAGCAAAACAAAAAGAGCACACAGAUGCCUACAAGAAGGAGCGAGAGAGCUUUGGCAACAUGACCUGGAAGGAGAGACGGACAGCCAUGUAUCAAGCCAAAAAGCGUCUCAGCUUAUUGCGGCCUAAGGAAAGAGUGCAGAGUGACAAAAACAAACUGCCCGUCAUUAUCAAAGGUGAUGUUGAUGGUUCUGUGGAGGCCAUUUUGAAUAUCCUCGAUACUUAUGAUGCCGAUGAGGAGUGUGAAUUAGAGGUUCUCCAUUUUGGGAUUGGGGAUAUAAGUGAAAAGGACGUAACCCUUGCCGAAACAUUUGAAGGUAUCGUGUAUGGGUUCAAUGUGAAUGCAAGCAAAUCUAUUCAGCAGUUGGCUGCUAAAAAGGACAUAAAGAUUAAAAUCCACAAUAUCAUCUACCGGCUGAUUGAGGAUUUGCAGGAGGAGCUGAGCUGCACAUUGCCUAGGACUGUGGAAGAGCAUAUAUUAGGAGAAGCUGCUGUUUUAGCUACAUUUGAAGUCACGGUGGGGAAGAAAAAGGUUCUAGUUGCUGGUUGCAGGGUACAAAAGGGACAACUAGACAGAAAGAUGAAGUUUAAAUUAAUUCAUAAAGGAGAUGUUGUUUGGUCUGGCCACUUGACAUCACUGAAACACCACCAAGAUGACAUCUCUGUAGUGAAGACCGGCAUGGAAUGUGGGCUUAGUGUGGAGAAGAACAUAGAGUUGCAAGUUGGCGAUGAGGUUGUUUGUUUCAGUGAAGAGGAGGUGGAACAGAAAACUUCUUGGGACCCAGGAUUUUGAGUUUCCAGCACCUGAUGUGAGAGACUGGAAUUUGAGGCCCAAACUCUUAACAAAACAUGGCUUAAUGUGAGCCUUUUAGGAAGCAGACUGCAUUGUAGAAAUUACAGCUCCCAUCUGGACAUUUCAGAAGCGGUUACUAGGAAUAAAAUUUCUGAUCUUACUACACUGUAGUAAUUUCAGCUGCGGAUGACAAGGCAACGGUUUUAGGAGCUGCAAGAUGUGACAUGUGCCUAAUGUAUACUUCACUAAAAAAAAACCACAAGAACUCAGUUUAGGCUGGACCAAAAUAUAAUUUUGCUGGACAUA